UACCAACCCCUAGAGUUGAGUACAUCAGUUCGUAUCGUUAUACUUGGGCGAGGAUCUGCCGAUGAUCCUAUCGAUUUUAAUCUUGUUCAUAUUGAGCGAGAUCCGUUCAUCUCUAUAGCCGGUUGUCAUGUUCAGAUCCGGGCGAAUUUACAUCAUGCCCUUCGGCAGAUACGGCUUGAAGAGGAGGAUAGACACUUGUGGAUUGAUGCUUUGUGCAUUAAUCAAAAAAACACUCAAGAGGAAAGUUACCAAGUACAGUCAAUGGGGCAGUUAUAUGCAGAGGCAGAGAAUGUUGUUAUUUGGCUAGGAAUGGCCUGCAACCAAAGUGAUCUCGCAAUGGACCUCUUCAAUGACCCGUCCAAGCUGGAAAAAACACGCAACGGUUCAAACGUUACACAGCUUACGGCAAUUUUCGCACUGUGUGAACGCUCCUACUGGCGCCGAGUCUGGACACAACAGGAAGUGUACCUCGCUCGACAAUUCACAGCGCACUGUGGUAGCAAAUGUAUCACAGACACCGAGCUUGAUAUAGCCGAUCCCACCUUUGUACGCUUCAUGGAGAAAGUUGAUGGUUCCAGCAAGAGAUACGGUGAAGGUAGAAUGAGCCGUAUAAUACAAAGGAGAAGAAUUGCGUUGAUAGGAAACUCGUUGCGUACAUGGCUUAUUAUGUGCAUUAAGACAGGGCUCGAGUCGUCGCAUCCUCGGGACCUCAUCUACGCAAUGCUCGGGAUCAGUCGUGAUCAUCAAAACAGCGAAAUUGUGCCGGAUUACGACAGACCGUUAAGGGAAGUAUAUUUCGAGACAAUACUGUUCUGUGAAGGGAAGGUAGGUGUCUCUCACGAUGGUCAACAUUUUGCACAGAGAUUAGCCGAUAAACUUGACUUAACUCUGGAUGACGAACUGCGAACUUUUAUUUCAAACCGUCAAGUCCGUAUUCAAGAUUGA
Dothidotthia symphoricarpi CBS 119687 is the source of this 945-nucleotide messenger RNA. RefSeq lists its product as uncharacterized. NCBI's taxonomy places the organism in Eukaryota, Fungi, Ascomycota, Dothideomycetes, Pleosporales, Dothidotthiaceae. The annotation marks the transcript as partial. The record is from RefSeq and is a predicted model, not a curated record. The transcript is spliced from 2 exons.